Molecule: messenger RNA, 4189 nt
Organism: Cuscuta epithymum
Lineage: Eukaryota; Viridiplantae; Streptophyta; Magnoliopsida; Solanales; Convolvulaceae
Source: the annotation of a GenBank genome assembly
UAUUAAAAACCUCUAUUGGGCUAAAGUCGACUCUGUCUCCGUUCGCCCAAAAAUGCUCUGUGUGUCUCUGCUGCCAUAGUCACAUUCGGUAAGACUUCUUACAACUCUCUUGCUUGGGUGUCAACUGUGGAUUUCUGUGCAUGGGGUUCGAUUUCUUGGAAGUUUCUAUGUUCUUAAAAGCAGAGAUAAUUUUUGUGGAAUUGGUCUCUUCCAAUUGAAAACGAGUUUCAGUUCAAAUACCAUCAUUCAUUUAAGCUAUAAUGAACUUCAGAUAAUGUGGUAUACAUAAAUGGAUUUUGGUAGGAGGAUAUACACGAGGAGGCAGUGGGGCAACUUUUCUAGAGAGUGGAAUGAGGAGAAGAAGAAAAAGAAACUAAAUGAGAUUAACAAUCACGGUUGUAGGGAGGGUGGUGUUGAUGGGAAAGGUGUCAGCCUUCCAGUUCUAGUGGGCAGUGAUGAAGGAGAAGAAGUUGAUGGAUCCCCUGAUGGAAUGGUGGGAGUAAAUGUUAGGGACAAAACUGCGGCUAGUAUGGAGGUGGAGAGUGAGGGUAGCAUUGAUUAUGAUGAGUUAAAGAAGGUUAAGAAAAGGAGGAGGAAAUUUGUCACUGAAAAGAAUGAUGACGUUGGUGAAAUUCUGCUCAAAUCCUCCAACAACAUGGAAAAUGGUAUGGGGAAUGAGAAAAUUGGGAAGAAUAAUGUUUCUUUAGGAGACGAAGGAGGGUGCCGUCAUGAACCGGGGAAGGAACGGGGGGACGAAUCCUGUGGGGGUAUGUUGAAUGACAACAAGUGUGAUUACGCUGAUGAUGAUUAUGCUUUGUUCUUGGAUAAAUAUGUGACUUGUAGAGACAUGUUGAAAAUUGGGGGCAGUAUGGGUAAUGCUGCAAGGGAGAAGAAUGAUAUCUGUUUUGAUUCCAUCGAGUUCCUCUGUAAAUCUCUCGAUCUUUUAUCCGGUAAUACAGAAAACGCGGAUAAGAAAGUGGAGGGAAGCAAUGGUAAUAAUGUUAGUCUCAUGGUUGAUGAAGAGGAGGUGGAUGAUGUCACUUGGAUUGCGAAGAAAGAUUUUGUUCUCAAUCAACGGAAUAAGAUUGACAAGAAAUCGGGAAACCUUAAAAACAAAUGCAUGACAAGGAGGGAUGAUGGUAGUAAGGCGGCACCCGAUGACAGUAUUGCUUAUCGUCUUAGGUCAUGUUUGGCCUCCAAGUUUACAGUGAAGGAAAAUAAACUUAUUAAAAACAGUCUCCCUGCUUCUAAAGAUGGCACUAAAUCUGAGUCUUCAUUUGAUGUUGAGGCCAAAGAAGAUGAUAAAUGCGUGAAGAAAAACAAUGUUUGUGCUCAUGAUAGGAAGAAAGUAAAGCAUCUGAGUAAAUGGAGGAGGUCACAAUGCGGGAGGGGAGAUCCUCAGUUCAAGAAAAUACUUCUUGACUCUAUAUGGGGGAGGAAUGUGGAUCUCACAAAGAAUGAUAUGCACUUUUCCCGAGAGAAUAUUUAUAAACUUUUACCUCUAAAGUUCUGGUUUGGGGAUGAAGAUCCCGCUCCACCUGAAAAAAGCAAAUCAGAGAAAGAAACUGAAGGCCUCUUUUUGGAUCUUGAAUCAGGUCUUCAGGAAGUCAAGGAGAGCUUGACCACUCAAGCUUUGAGAGAAGAAGAUGGCGGCAGUUCUGAAGAAAAGCAUGAUGAUGAUGUUCCACAAGUCUGCUGCCAAAAGGGGAAACACUUGCUCAUUUUAGAUGAACAGAUAGGUCUAAUGUGCAAGUAUUGUUCCUUUGUGCAUCGGGAGAGGAAGUACAUUCUGCCCUCAUUCGCUACUAAAACAGGAGUGAGGCGAUACACGAAAUCCUAUGGUGGAUUAGAUCUUCUCUCAACUGAAGACCUCCCAUUUUCUGGUGGUGCUGGAAACACUCAAUGCACUUCAUCUAUCCAUGGAGGAGGGACGGUAUGGGACGUCCUUCCUCUGGGUACUAAAGAAGCAAUGUAUCCACAUCAACGUGAGGGGUUUGAGUUCCUGUGGAGGAACAUUGCCGGUGAUAUUCACAUUGAGAACCUGCAGAAGCUUCAGUCCAAUGGUGGGAAUGGUUGCAUAAUCUCACACGCACCUGGUACCGGUAAAACCCGCCUCACCAUAACGUUUCUCCUUUCGUUCAUGAAACUCUUCCCCUCUUGCCGUCCAAUAAUAAUAGCUCCACGGAGCAUGCUUCUCACGUGGGAAGAGGAGUUCAGAAAGUGGGAGGUCGAUGUUCCCUUCCACAAUGUGAACAACCCAUCCCUGUCAGGAAAUGAAAACGGGACAGGAUUUGGUUUUCCGAACGAACCCAAAGGAAUAGAAUCCAAACGUAUGCUCAAGUUGUGUUCUUGGGCAAAGGGUUCAGGCAUUUUGGGAAUUUCGUACCGGCUGUUUGAGCAGCUAGUAAGGGUCAAGGAGAAUGAAGAUGAUGACGAGAGGGUGAGGAAGAUUCUCCUUAAAGUUCCCAGCCUAGUAGUGCUUGACGAAGGGCACACCCCACGGAAUGAUGACAGCCUCAUUUGGAAUGCUUUGUCAAGACUAGAAACAACACGGAGAGUAAUCCUGUCUGGAACUCCUUUCCAGAACAAUUUUGACGAGCUGUAUAACACUUUGUGCCUCGUUUGCCCGAAAUACGUGCAGAGGAGGAAUUCUGGGAAAAAAAUAUGGGAUCGCCUUACUAGCUCUAUAGGGAAGGAUAAAAAUAUUGAUGUCAGGGAGCUUAAGAGUAUUAUUGCCCCACUAGUCCAUGUACACAAGGGAACUAUACUUUUAGAGCGUCUUCCCGGCUUAAGGUCCAACCUGAUCUUCUUGAAGCCAACGACUCUGCAACAAAAUAUGUUUUCUCUGAUUUCAGAGAAGAAAUUCUUCGAGGAAGACUAUCUGAUGACUCGGAUCUCUGUUCACCCUUCACUGGUCAAAGACGUUCCGGACUUCUCUGAGUAUAGGAAUGAGGUGGAAGAUCUUGAGUUAGAUCCGGAUGCCGGAGUAAAGACAGAAUUUGUCUUUGCCUUAAUACGGUUAAGUGAUUUACACAGUGAGAAAGUUAUAGUCUUCAGCCAGUUUCUUGCCCCAAUGGAACUUAUCAAGAAACAGCUGGAAUAUGUCUUCAAUUGGGUUGAAGGAAGAGAAGUUUUGUAUAUGGAUGGGGAUAUCCAUUCAAAAAACCGUCAAGCAUGUAUGAACACGUUUAAUAAUCCCAAAAGUGAAGCAAAAGUGCUUUUGGCAUCAACAAAGGCAUGCUCAGAAGGUAUAUGCCUCGUGGGGGCUUCUAGAGUUGUGUUGCUUGAUGUGGUGUGGAAUCCUUCUGUUAAGAGGCAGGCGUUGAGUAGGGCGUACAGGCUUGGGCAGACGAAGAUCGUGCACGUCUAUCACCUCAUUUCAUCCACAAUGGAGGCUAAGAAGUUUGCGUGGCAGGCCAAGAAGGACUUCAUAUCCGAGUUGGUCUUUUCUACAUCUGCAGACGAGCAGGCUCCUUGUAGCAGCAGCAAAGAAGACAUUCUGGGGUCCGAAGAUAAGAUAUUGGAAGCCAUCGUUCAGCAUCCAAAGCACUGUCGCAUCUUUGAGCGCCUUGUUCAUAAUCCAAAAGAGUUGGAUUCCAUUGACUCGUUUGACUUUGUGGAGUAGUUCUUCUUGUCUUUCUUCAAGUGAGGCUGAUGACUCUCUGCAUUCAAAAGCACUACUGGGUUCAAAAGACUUCAUUUGUAUAUGUUCAGCCUACUCAAAUCUGUUUUGGGAUGCCUCGGUUACAAUCACUUCUCAGCAAACCUUUCAUUUGGAGUGAACUUUUUGUGGCAAUACGCAAUGUCUGGGCACUCACUAACACCAAUGUGUUGGGACCCUGGAUUCUCGCCCGUGUCAAUGUUUAAGAAGAUAUCACUGAAUUGACGUAAGCGUCUAAUGUCAAUGCAGCCUGAAGAAAACCUCAAAUGAUGCAAAUAAAAAUUCCACAUGUGCAUGAACAAGGGAAGUCUUUGUAUAUAUCGUAGUUCACAUUCGUCGGUUUUUUAUGUUUAUAAAUAGUGUCAACAUGUUUUUUGAUUGGGAGAUUUCACAAAAUAGGAGUAAACAGACUUUGGAAUUUCAAAAUAAGACUCCUAUGUUUUUCUUCCCGAAAUAAGAGUAAUAUGACAAUAUUUACUGUCAUCUUCUAAGUUAUUUACGGAGUAUAUGUGCAAGUAUUUACUGCCA